CGGUGACUCCCGCCCGGCACCCUCCUCGCCCUCCGCAGGCGGCAGCCUCGGGCCUCCCGGAACCAUGGUGAAGUUGGGGAACAAUUUCGCGGAGAAGGGCACCAAGCAGCCGCUGUUGGAGGAUGGCUUCGACACCAUCCCCCUGAUGACGCCCCUCGAUGUCAAUCAGCUGCAGUUCCCGCCCCCGGAUAAGGUGGUUGUGAAAACUAAGACCGAAUAUGAACCUGACCGCAAGAAAGGCAAAGCACGUCCUCCCAAGAUAGCCGAGUUCACGGUCAGCAUCACCGAGGGUGUCACCGAGAGAUUCAAGGUGAGUGCCCUGGAGGUGUCGGUGCUGGUCCUCUUCGCCCUGGCCUUCCUCACUUGUGUCGUCUUCCUGGUCGUCUACAAGGUGUACAAGUAUGACCGCGCCUGUCCUGAUGGCUUUGUCCUCAAGAACACCCAGUGCAUCCCAGAAGGCUUGGAGAGCUACUACGCGGAGCAAGACUCCAACGCCCGGGAGAAAUUUUACACCGUCAUAAACCACUACAACUUGGCCAAGCAGAGCAUCACCCGCUCGGUAUCGCCAUGGAUGUCAGUUCUGUCGGAAGAGAAGCUCUCAGAGCAGGAGACUGAGGCUGCUGAGAAAUCCGCUUAGCGAGAUGGCGAGUUCCCUGCAGUGUCACUUGAAGGUAACAAAGGGACUUUGAGGGACAUUUCAUUAAAUAUAAUUCCUGAUAAUUUAGAGGCGACUCAUUUAUGGUGCAACUGCUUCUGUUUGCUGAUGCUGCUUUAAAAUCAAACUUGCUGCAGGCCACCACGGGCAUAGAAUCAAGCGCUAUCAGCAUUGCUUAAAGAGCUCUGACACCAGUUUCCAUGUAAAGGAAUCUUAAUUUAGCAACUUGACUGGGAUUUAUUGGAUGCUAUCAAAAAAUAAAUUUACACUGGAUAUGCAAGGGGUUUGGACUUCAGAUAAAUAAUGCAUUUUGUGGGACUGAUUGUUUUUUAAACCACUUGCUGUUUGCAGACCUUACUCCACAGCCAUAUCUAGAGUAAGCCCUUGCUUUGCUGAGAGCAAGCUGUCCUUCUCAUUUCUUCCCACCUCCCAUUCAGGGCAAUAGUGCUGAUGGUCAGGAUGUGCUAUAAUGAGUGGCAUAGGGAAGGAAGGAAAGACGCCGGCGGGUCACAGCUGCACCCUGACCUUCCCCGCGCUCAUUCUGAGCGUGCAGGGGCUGCAGCAGGGCUGCUUGGGCGGAGGCUGCAUCUCAGCCCAGAGGGCCCGCUGGGCAGAGGCGGCCGUGUUUCCCUUGGUGCUUGUGGUCUGGGUCAGGGCAUGUGAGGUGGGGACCCUGGGCCACAGGCUGCAGAACCGGCCCCCUGCCAGCGUCCGUUUGCUCUGUGAUGUGCUGUGUAGGAAUGAAACCCACCAGCCCUUCUGUUCACAUUGGUUAUUAAAUACAUUUGCAUCGACAGCCGUAUUAGCAAUUAGUUUUAAAUCAGUUAGCUGGGCGGGGAACGUGAAAGUGAUUGCUGGUAAGCCAAGGCUACUUCAGGUGUUUAUUCUGUGGGACAGAUGUCACUCCUUUGAUGUAAGAAGCAGGAAGGAAAGGCUGGGAGGGGGGCUGGCGGGGCACCUUAUGAGUCCAACUGUGACAUUUACAUUCACAGUCUCUGUAAGACAAUUACGUUUCAGUCUGAAUCUUGACAUUAAAGUGUAUGUUUACAAACUUGCCAGUUAGAUGAACUAAGUGUGUAAGACGAUUAAAUAGAAAAAAAAAUUCACAUUUUCUUCCAUGUUAUUUGACUGUGUUGCUUCUGGUGGACAUGUCACAAGUUUCACUGUUUUUUUUAGUAGAUCAAAAAUAAAUGACAAUUAGUGCAA
Messenger RNA from Vicugna pacos (alpaca), 1861 nucleotides. Lineage: Eukaryota; Metazoa; Chordata; Mammalia; Artiodactyla; Camelidae. The record is from RefSeq and is a predicted model, not a curated record.